Messenger RNA from Ceratina calcarata, 7018 nucleotides. It is a transcript of the gene tty, whose product is annotated as tweety. The transcript is spliced from 9 exons. The record is from RefSeq and is a predicted model, not a curated record. Gene Ontology annotation, cellular component: plasma membrane. Gene Ontology annotation, molecular function: volume-sensitive chloride channel activity; intracellularly calcium-gated chloride channel activity. Bases 803 to 2977 code for a protein of 724 amino acids. NCBI's taxonomy places the organism in Eukaryota, Metazoa, Arthropoda, Insecta, Hymenoptera, Apidae.
AGAAUUGAAAUGAUCUUCGACGACUUUCCAAAAUUAAUUUGUGAAUCGCCUAAUAUAAUUCCUUGAAUCGAGUAAAAUUUAGUGGCAAGACAAUUGGAAACGAGAAAGGUGGUAAAUCAGCUCUUUAUUUGUUGUUAAAAAAGAAUCACGCAUAAAGAAAUGAAUACAAUUGCUCAUUCUUAUGAUUUUGACAUUACAUUUCAUUCUCUCCCGUGACACAUCAAUUGUCGUCAAUUUAAAUCAAAUUUAAUAGCCAUUAACUUUGAUUGAAAUAUUUAUUCCUAACAAUCUCGUCGAGAACUUGAUAAAGUUAAUAAUAGGGAUCAAUGUCAUCGGGUGAUUGAUUUAAGAGUUGCAUAUCGUAGGCUUGUCCCAUUGCAUUGGAAUCAUACGUAUAAGACAAUUUAAUAUAUAUAACGAUUCUGAUAUCGUCUCUCAGAUAUCUUACAAAUUCAGGAAACCGUUCAUCAAUGCGUACACUCGGGGACGUCUCGUAUUUCAAUUAAGUAAUACUUAUAAAAAGUUCGCGGGAAUUUUUCGCAAUACGCUUGCCGGUGUAUGUGCAGCCUAACGAGGAAGAUGGAAUUGCGUGAUACACUGGUGUGUACGGGAUUGUUCAUAGCGCCACCCCACUCCGUGACGGUUUUCAGUCGAGCUCGAACCUUCAUCGGGUGUGGAGUGUGUGUUGUAUUAUCGUGUGUCAGUGUUCCGACUACUCACUGAAAAUUAAGGGCUCGUAGCAUGUCUUGACGAGUAGGAGGGGCUCUUCAACGGGGUUUUCGGCAGACAAGGGUUCUCCAAAAUGGCGGGCGGUCAGCAGCUUCCCGAACAGUACACGGUACCGCAGCUAGCUAGGGUCUUCCACAGCCUGCCGCACCUCAACGUCUCUCUUCACUCGGUCAACAACACAUUUAAUCCACAUUCCGAAAUCUAUCUCGAGAGCCUCGGGAUACUUGGUAGUAUCCCCGCAGCCUGGUUAAUCCUGACGUUGCUGGUGCUUCUGGUCUAUCUGGUAACGAGAUGCUGCGACCGGAAGCCGCGCCCUAGGAGGUCGAUAACCCUGCUGAAGUGUUCGCUGGCCAUCCUGGCGUUGCUCUGCAGCGGGGCCGUCGCCGUCGGCCUCUACGGCAACGACGACGUCCACAACGGCCUGGUACAAUUGGUCGCCGCCGCGAAGAACGUCGACGGUAUCUUGAUGGGUGUACGGAAUCAGACCGACACCAUCGAGGCGACGCUGAAGAAGAAGGUGCAGCCCCAAUUAACUGCGCUAGGCGACGACUUCGACGCUCCUGUUAGCAACAAGACGAUGCUCGCCCAACUGUUGGCCGCUCUUCAGAAUAUGCAACAGAGCACGCACGUCGCCGUGAACCGGAGCUUCGAGAUUCGAAGACCGUUGACCGGUAUCAGUCUCGCCGGCGCGAUCGGGAUGGGCGAGAAGAUAGAGCAAUUAAGGUGGCCCGUGACCAUGGCCGUUCUCAGCGCGUUACUCGUUCUCUGUGUGGUCCUGGUCGUUGGAGUCGUGCGACAUUCCAGAUGCGUUCUCAUAACAUUUUCUGUAUUCGGUCUUUUCGCGGUGAUAGUCUCGUGGCUGAUGGCUUCGUUGUAUCUCGCGACUUCCGUGGCGUUGGGUGAUCUAUGCGUGUCCCCGGACGGUUACUUGACCAGGACGGUCCCGUCCACCCUGGCAGCGGAAGUCCUCUCGUACUACACGCACUGCGAGAACACGCGCAGCAACCCGUUCACGCAAAGACUGCGCGACGGACAGAGCGCGCUGACCAGCAUGAGGGAGAAUCUGAACAUUGUGAAGACGUUGGCAUUAGAACUGUUCAAAGAGGAACAGUUGCAGCCUAAACUGAACAGUCUUCUGAUCGAUGUGAACACCGUGAAUAAGGUGAUGUCGGGACUGGCCACGUCGCUCGAUUGCAAACCCCUUCACAAAGAGUACGUUUACGCCGCGAAGAGUCUGUGUCACUUAGGAUUGUACGGAUUAACGUUCAUGCUGCUGGCGAGCCUAGCAGCCGGCCUGUUCUUCACCGUGCUCGUUUGGGUGGAUUCUCACACGUGGAUCUACAUACGAAAGCGAAGAGAUUACCAUCAAGUCGACGAGCAGGAUCCGUACCUACCGCCAUCGGCAGCCUCGCAGGCGAUAGCAGCGCGGACCCUUCGAGGCCAAGGGUCGUACCCGCCUACAGCCCCUUCUGUAUUUUAUCCGAAUGCUCAUGGCACUCAAAAUAUCAUUAAGCAGCCUCUCUUGCUAACGCCGCCCCCGCCGUCCUACGCUACCGCCACUGCUCGAGCACGUCAGCUGCACGAGAGCAUGUUAAAAGGUGGGGGAAUUAACGGGAGCGGUGGAGUCGGGGAUCACAAAUCGUCUCAGCAUAAUCAGCAACCGACAGGUGGACGAGCUGAGCACCGUUCUGGACUCGGAGAUCAACCUGGCCAGUACGCGACUCUGAGCAAGCAAUGCAAAACUCUCGAGUCGAGUAGGGAACCACCUUGGACACCGAGCGUGGCGUCAUUCACCGGUACCCUGUCUCACAAUUCUCACGGACCUGCUCAUUUGGCCACUUUCCAAGAUUCUCGCAAGACGCAAACCCUCGACCCGAAGAACCUGGCAAACCUGAAACGGGGUCCGACGCAAGCUUGGAACCAGAAUCGUCCGUUGCCGCCGAAUCCCAGUAGUCAGCCGACCUGGGAGUUCGAGUCCCGUUCGCAGACGAACAUGAAUCAGUUCCGAUCACUGGUAAGGAACAAGGCGCCAAACAUACGUAUCCAGGAUCAGAUGCAAGAUCAGGUGCGGACGUUGGACAGGAAUUUCACUAGGAACCAGUUCAACGGCACACAGAAUAACGCGGUUCCGAACAUGUACGGGACGUAUAAUCGAGCGCAGUCGAGACAAGAGAACAAAACGACGGUGUCUACGCUCAGCCAGGUGCAGGGUAGCGAUCCGAAUCUAUACGCUGUCACAGAACUGUAAUCGAACUCCGAAUGACCGAAGUAGGAGCGUGAAAGAAACUGAAGAGGGUUCGCUGACGCGACAUUAAACAGACCUACGUAACGAGAAUCACGUGAAAGCGCGAUGUCAUUGUUCUCAAGAGACUCCUUUUGGAAAGUCGUUCUACAUUUUUUAACUUGACGCGUGUUUUAAUACGCGCAAUCUUCUUUUUAUACGCAACACACUUUGAGAUGAAAAAAAUGGCUCAAUCGUUUGGUAAAUUUUGAUAAGAGAAUCACGGGUCACAUUUAUACGCGUUUAAGAUUUCACGAUUUCGGGAAAUCGAAAAAAAGAAGAUGAGUGCAUCUACAUAUUCGAAAAAUUUCACGAACGAAGACGACUUAACGAAUCGUCAUUUCAACGUGUUGGAGGUUCGACGAUGAUCCAAGCAAAGGUGGCGACCUAACGGAGAAGGCCAGCGAGAGUAAUGUGAGCUGGAAGAAACGGGGGCAAAAAAACGGAUACUACGUUAGGAAAAUUCGACGAGAAAAGGUAAUAAUUAAUUUCAACGGAUAAUCGAAUUAGCACUUCGUUGCAUCUUUGAGAUUCAGUAAUCCUUCUUCUUGUCAUUUCAACUCGAGGAACGCUUAGGCCUGAAAGGCCUUGUAUAUCUAAAGUUUCGUACUUGUAUAUCAUGUACAGUGAUUAUCGUCGUUCUACGUUAGCUUAUUCUGUAAGUAAGAGUAAUUUCGCGAACGAAGGAAAUCGUCAUUGUCGUAUUUAUCGUUCGUUAUUCGUUUUCAACGAGACACGUCACACGAAGAAGCACAAAUAUUCAGAUAUUAGCAUAUAUAAAUCGCCUACGAAAAGAAUACAAAGUUACACGAUUUAAUCCGGCCUCGUUCGAGGCGCCGAAUAAUCGUCGACUUCUGUUUCAUCGAAUUAACGCUGUCCAUUUUUUUUAUCGUGGCCUACUAUCGUCUCCUUUACAAUCUUUCUGAGCUGCAUUUUUGCUUGCCUAUAUUUUCUCUUUACGUUAGACUGAAUUGAUAACAAUCGUAACAGUCCACAAGGAUGAAAUUUUUCGAACGUCUUUUUACAAAAGAUACAAACACCACGACACGAUUUUUAUAUAUACUUUUUUUAUACGUUUUAUCGAGGAUCGCGAGGGACGAAUUACAAUCGUUGAUUUGAUCGAUGAACCAUUUCCCAGUACACUUUAAAUGUUUGCAAGAGAUAUACACGUUGAUAUAAGAAGUUACCGCACGAAAUACAGAACGAGUGAUAUAUGGAUAUAUAAAUAUAUGUAUAUUUAUCAACGUUAAUAUUUAAAGUUCGUAGCGAGACAUCGAGCGUCCGUGAGUAAUAAGAAUGAGAGCGUACAUGAACUAGACAAGAAGAAUUUUGCCACUACUCGGGCGUGCAUACGUUUUUAAGUACAAACAUGGUAAAACGCAAGCGUUGUCUACCGUCAGGUGUUUUUUCAUUUUUUAUAUGGGAGAAACAUUUCUAGAAUCGAAUAUGUACGCUGUUCGUAAUGCAUUUCGAUGAUUCGUGAUUCGGUCAGCUGUCAGGCUGUUUUUACGAGAUCGUCAAAAGACAGUACAGAGAUUUGCAUUUAGUAAAACGAAAUAUUCAUGGUAACAGUGUCGGUACUCUCAUCGACCGCAAUAAAGUUUUCGUAUAAUAUCGGUAUUUUAUAUCCGAAUAAGUGGAGAAAACGAAGAGAUCGAGAUUGAAUUAUUUGCGGAGCGCAAAGUCUUCCUAGAAAAAAAUCGAUGGAACGAACGUCGGGAACGAAGUCGUUCGAGAUCAAUGAAGAAUAUCUGCAACGAACUGGCGGAUGGCUUUAUAUUCCGCAUCCUAUUCACCGAGAACAUGUGUAAAUAUACAGUAAAACAUAAUAGAUGUAAGUUUGUCGAGUAAAUGUGAGGAACAGAUACGAGGAGGUGAGGUGUACGUGUGAUAUAACUUGAAUUUAGAUAUUACGAGUUUUACACAGAGAUAAUAUCGUUCUGUUCUACUGUUUUUGUUUCUCGUCAUUUCUUCGUAGACCAACGGUGUCCUUCCUGGAACGAAGGGCCGCCGUUGCAGAACGGACGUUUCGUCGUAUCCGUUUACGUUUCCACGUCGAAAACGAUGUUUCGAUGAUAACAGUUCACGAAUACGAGCCAGCAAUUAUCUGAAAUAAGACGAACCACUUCUUACUGACGAGAUCAGUAUUCGAUAAGAAAAUUGCCAAGCAAUUUUAUUCCUGAUAAUUGCUGUCUCGAGACAUCGUCUGCUCGCUGUUCGAUAACGAGUAUGGGAACGGUAUAGGUAGAAGAAAGGCGAUUAAGUAUAAACACGUUUGAUUCGAUUGUACAUAGUUGUAAUAUUUAUUAAAGUGAAAAAAUACAAGGAGCGAUCAUAGCGCGCGUAGAGUAUAGUGAUAUAGGUCUAGCCGUUAACCGACUAUAAUCUUAAGAUCGAAUCGGAGAUCGGAAACGAAUCGGGAAAUAGAAAUUCGUUUCCUCGAUGAGGAGAGAAGAAACAUCCUAGUCAAUAGAAGAUGAUGAAAAAAAUGAAUACGAAGGUUUUUCUUUUCGCACACGUUCAACCUCGUCCGGCUGUUGCACGCGACAGAGUUUCUUGCCAAAUUUUUUCCCACGCUGCUCAAUUUUCAAUCGGUAUUAAUUAAGGAAGCGAAGGGACAGUGGAAGGAGAAACCUUGAAGAACUUUCGUCUCUGUCGUUGGAGUAAACGGGAUCAAUACAGUAUUCUCUGGAUUUAUGAAAAACUUUACAAAAGCGAACGGAUCUUAACAAUUUGGGACGCAUUCGACGAGUUGAAAAGAAUCAAAAGUGUAUUUUUCAACGUUUAUUUUCCCGAACAUCUGUCGUGAAAACGGAGCACCGAUGGAGAACGAUCCACGGAUUCAAGAGCAAAUGGAAUUAUUGUUGAACGAAUGCAUGGUCUGGACGAAUGAUACUGAUUCUGAUCGUUUGUCGAUUCGUACUGAUGAUACAUCGAGCGGGAGCCUGUGCGAGAUGAGAAGUUGCGAACCACACUUUCCGAUAAGUACAACCGCAUUUAAUUUUCGCAUCGUUUUUGAUACGGUAUCCGUACGAAGUACAGAGAGAGGAAGACAAAGAAGAAACGAUAUGUGUGCGAGUACGUGUGUGCGUGUGAACGAGACCGCGAGAGAGAAUAAUUAAUAUUUUCAGAAAACGCUAAUAUAUAUGAUAAUACUUAUAGUAGUAAUAUAAUUACGGAUGAUAGGACGUAAAUUUUGGAAUUGGUGCGUUGUUCUGGCCUACGGAAACUUCCUUAUUUCCUCGGUAAAGCUUAGAGCUUAGAUAUAUUGUAGUAAGAAACAAGUGCAAAUCAAAAAAACUGUCGGAACCGACUUCGCAGUGAACGCGGCCAUCAAUUCUCAAACAGUGCUAUUUCACGCGGUUCAUUGUCCGCGCGCGUUUUCGCUCGCAGUCACGGUUUCAUUUUCAGCGAUACAUGUCAAGUUACGUGUGAGCUUUAUUAUCUGAUCGAGUGAUACUACUUAACUGGAAUCCGGUAUUUAUAUAAAGCGUGUCGAAUGUCGAAGACCGAUUCGUUAAAAAGAUAUUUGAUGAAGUCACGAGUGAGCCAGGUUGAAGCACUUGUGAGAAAUGGUGGUCGAACAUCUGUCUAUUCGUUUUCGGCUGGAUUAAGGAGAACGCGGUUACGCUCCUUGGGCCUUCGAACGCUGAUUCGCAAAAAAAGGUAAGCGGAUUUGAUUUGUUUUGGCAUUUCUUCUCUCUCGGCGUGCGAAAGAGGUUCAUUUACAAAGUGUGCAGAGGCUAUUCGAGACUUUACGUAAGUUUAAGAUUUCUAUGGUGUUUUUGUACGCGCGAAAAGAUGAAAGGGAAACAUUUUAAAGCGUGUAUUGUAAAGAGAAUUCAUUGAGAGGCAUAUUAUAUAAAGAGCGAAACGAGACUCGUUAAUCUAUACCGUUUUUGUGCAUUGCGAAUUACGUCUAAUUGCCAUAUUCCAGACUUAAUUCCUCCUAUUGUAAUGGUAACAUGAAUAAUAUGAGAAGAGAAAUAAAACAAGAUAUAAGAUCGA